Lycium ferocissimum is the source of this 1460-nucleotide messenger RNA. RefSeq lists its product as uncharacterized. The record is from RefSeq and is a predicted model, not a curated record. NCBI's taxonomy places the organism in Eukaryota, Viridiplantae, Streptophyta, Magnoliopsida, Solanales, Solanaceae.
AUGGCACUUCUCAGAAACCUCCCUCAACUUCACCUUUGGCCAGACAAUGGCAAUGUUGUCUCCUGGUUGAGUAACUCACUAACCAAGGAUAUAGCUCGUAGUGUUGAGUACUCAGAAUAUGCUAAAGAUAUUUGGUCUGAGUUAGAGGAUAGGUAUGGCAAAGCAGAUGUUGCCAGAGUAUUUGAGCUUAAGAAAGACCUGGCACAUAUAUCUCAAGGUUUCCUUGACAUAGCUUCAUAUUUUAACAAACUCAAGCAACUCUGGGAUGAGAUUGCUACUUUUUCUUUCAGUGGUGUUGUCGCAAUCAUGUUUGGAACAAGGGUUGAUGAUUUACUUGUCAAAGAUAAACUUGUGGUGGGAGUCAAAGUUUCUGAUUCAAGAGAUAACAGUUCACACUCCAUGAGCCAGCAGUUGGGAUAUGAUGCAGUAGUUCUCGCAGUUGGGCGUUCUGCCCGUGAUACAUAUCAGAUGCUUCUUUCUCAUGGGGUCGCCCUGGUUGAAAAGGAUUUUGCUGUUGGCCUGCGGGUUGAGCAUCCUCAAGAACUAAUAAACAGCAUACAGUAUUCUGGAUUGGCCAAUGAAGUUCAAAAUGGACGCGGGAAAGUGCCUGUUGCUGAUUACAAGGUCGUUGAAUAUGUGAAUACAGGUGAUAUUGCUUCGCUUUCAAAUUCUGGAUUAACAAAUCGCAGUUGUUACUCGCUUUGCAUGCGUCCUGGUGGCCAGGUGGUUCUAACCAGUACAGAUCCAUCAGAGCUCUGUAUAAAUGGCAUGUCCUUUUCCCGCUCUAAAUGGGCAAAUGCUGCACUUGUUGUUACAGUCUCAUCAAAGGAUUUUGCUGCUUUGGACUUGCACGUAGGGGUGGGCUUGCACGGACCUCUCGCUGGUGUUGACUUUCAGAGGAUGUUCGAGCGAAGGGCAGCUACAAUGGGCGGAGGCAAUUUUGUGGUACCUGUUCAAACGGUGACCGAUUUCUUGACGACAAAUUGUCAGGUAGACCUCUUUGUCGGCGUUGGGACAUCAGUGCCGUCUUCCAGUUAUAGAUUAGGAGUAAAGGCAGCAAAUCUUCACGAGUUAUUCCCUAGUCACAUAACCAGCUCUCUGCAACAAGCACUUCUAAAGUUUGACAAAGAGUUACGGGGAUUUAUUUCCAGUAAUGCUCUUCUUCAUGGAGUAGAGACAAGAACUAGUUCCCCUGUCCAGAUCUCACGAAGUGCUGAUACUUACGAGUGCACCUCCUUAAGAGGUCUUUACCCUAUCGGAGAAGGAGCGGGUUAUGCUGGUGGGAUAGUAAGUGCAGCAGUUGAUGGCAUGUAUAGUGGCUUUGCAUUAGCGAAAAGCUUUGGUCUUUUUCAUGGAACUGUCGAGUCGGUUUUAGGGGAGGCUCAGAGUACUGGAGCUGCAAAAGACUGACACCAUUAUCUAGUUUUGUUCUCACCGGUUUCAAACUCGCAUUCUGUAAA